UGUCCCGACGAGCCUCGAGGAUCAUUUUGAAAGUUUUAUUUCAGUAAACGUUCAUCUGCAGCUCUGAGAAAACCUCAAACUUUUCUUUGCUCCGGUUUUUAUAUUAAACCCGUGAGAGGUCUGACAGGGGUCAGGACCCGGAGCGGGACCGGAACCGGGACCAGAGCCAGGCCCAGGAGCAGGAUCGAGAGCAGGAUCGGGAGCAUGUCCCGGGCCGAGGAGCGCGACGAGGCGGACUGUGUGUGUUCGGUCGGGAUGAAGUUAACGUGGGACAUCAACGACACCAAACUGCCGCAGGACACGAAGCAGUUCGAUGCGUUCCAGGAGUGGACCGACGGUUACGUUCGGUACAUUUACAGCGCUGAAGAUAAGAACGCUCAGAGGCAUCUGUCUGGCUGGGCAAUGAGAAACACCAACAACCACAACUGUCAGAUCUUGAAGAAAUCGUGUUUGGGGGUGGUGGUGUGCUCUCGAGGCUGCGCGCUGCCGGACGGAUCCAGGUUGCAGCUCCGACCCGCCAUCUGUGACAAGGCCCGGCAGAAACAGCAGAAGAAGCUGUGUCCGAACUGUAACUCCGCUCUGGAGCUGCUGCCGUGCCGUGGACACAGCGGUUAUCCCGUCACCAACUUCUGGAGAGUGGAUGGAAAGGCCAUCUUCUUCCAGGCAAAAGGGGUCCAUGAUCAUCCCAGACCAGAGUCCAAAUCAGAGACUGAAGCCAGACGGAGUUCAGUGAAGAGACGAGUCAGUUCACCUCCAUUCACACCAAAGAGGCGGCUCAUUGAAACACAGCCUCUUGGCCCCGCCCUCCUCUCCUGCGUUGAGCCACCAGACAGAAUCUCCUUCAUUGAGCCAAACUUCCCACAGCACUACCCAGCAUUCCAAAGCCCAGAGCCCUACUACAACCCCCACAAUGCACUGGGAGAGGGCACGCCAACACUUCAGAAACCAGCCAAUCCCAGACUUUACAUGGGCAGGCCCGGAUAUGACUUCCAAGGAUACCUGACCUCACCUUCAUAUCCUGUAACUUCUGACCUCUGCGACCCUAGGGUGGCCCCGGUCCUGGGUUCCUCCUCCUCCUCCUCGCCUUCAUCAUCAGCUCCUCUCUCCUCAUCCUCCACCUCCUUUGACCCUCAGACGAAGACCCCUCCCGGCUGGAAGGAGCUGCUGAAGAACUCUACCUCCUACAGUGAUAACCACCAUUACUACAGCACUGAGUACCCCUGCCGUUAUGCCAGUAACACCCCGGGUUCUCCAGCAGCACUGCAGACCAUUAUCACCACGACAACCAAGGUCUCCUAUCAGCCGUGUCCAAAGCCUCCUGCUGCCCUACCUCCUUACCAGUCAUGUCCCAAGCCUUCUGCGGGCUUGCCCUCCUACCAGCCCUGUGCUCCCCCCAAACCUGCUGGCCUCCCUGGCUGCUCUUCCCUGCUGGAUGACCCCUCCUCGUCCUCAUACUCCACCGAGGUGAAGGUGACAGAGGAGUCGGGCGGAGUCAUCAAGUCUCUGUCAUUCCAGCCUGAGCCUCUGCAGACCAAAACCGAGCGGGCCGAGAGCUAUGACUACCGCUACUCUUACCCCAACACAUACCGCUACGAUGACUACUGAGGCUGCAGUGUUACCUCUACUACUGCUGCAGGUAUACUGCGGCCAACAGAGACGCUCCAACUACCCACUGACUGUUUAGUGCCAAACCUCCUAAGGGCAAUGCUCCCACUGGACCAUUCAGGAACCAAGAGGAUCAGUUUGAGUCCAGACUUUAGUCCAUGAGAGGCUUUCCUUUUCUGAAGGAUGAUCUGUUUCGUGUCAGACAUCAGAAAACUGCCUCUGGAGCCAAUUCAGGGCAAAACCUCUGGAAACAGUGCCCCGUCAAACGGGAUAUCAAGCAUCCCGUCACCGAGCUGGUGUUGUUGGAGCGUUUGAACUCACCUUCCUCUGAAAACUGAGGCACUUCGAACAAAAGACAAACAGCAGAAAUCACUCAGUUCUGUUGUGUAUAUUAUUUAUUGUCUUUUAACCUUGUGAUAUUUCCUGUAGCAGGCUGACUCACUGGUUACUUGGUAACCUCCAAAAUCUUCAUAAGGUAUAACAAAUAGUCCAGCAUAUUUUAGCAAAAUGCGUUAAUGCUUUCAUCAUAAACACGUGCUCCUGCUUUGAUGGAGAAACUUUCCAGUGAGUCCCAAAGUUGAUGAGCAGAAACCAACUCAGACUGUCAGAGUUUUUCACCUCCUCAGUCCCUUCAUCAGAAAUCCUCAGCUGCACAUGUGCAGCUCUGCUGUGCAUUUGAAUUCAUCAGUUUCAAACUGCAGUUCAUUUGAUUUGUUUCACUGCCACAAAUUUCUGUUAGCAUCCCGAAGCAGAGGAUUAAACCUGACCUAUGAGUGUGUGAGACCGUCUGUGUGCCGAGGACGGCCGUGCAGCCGCAGUGUUUGAGAUGUUUCACUAUCUGAUUCAUUCAGUGUUUCACAGCACAGCCUCAUGAUGAACUCACAGGAUUUACCUGAUGUUUGUAAUAUUUAUGAAAUCCGUCUGUCAGCCGGAUCCUGAAGCAGGAAGAACAAACCUGCCUGAGGAGAUCUGAAGGUGUUGAAGUGUCACAUUAAAGCAGCUGA
This is a messenger RNA of Archocentrus centrarchus (flier cichlid), 2609 nucleotides long. RefSeq names its product chorion-specific transcription factor GCMb-like. Lineage: Eukaryota; Metazoa; Chordata; Actinopteri; Cichliformes; Cichlidae. Gene Ontology annotation, cellular component: nucleus. The record is from RefSeq and is a predicted model, not a curated record. Bases 205 to 1605 code for a protein of 466 amino acids. Gene Ontology annotation, biological process: regulation of transcription by RNA polymerase II; gliogenesis. The transcript has 8 exons. Gene Ontology annotation, molecular function: DNA-binding transcription activator activity, RNA polymerase II-specific; RNA polymerase II cis-regulatory region sequence-specific DNA binding.